This is a messenger RNA of Clonostachys rhizophaga, 2031 nucleotides long. NCBI's taxonomy places the organism in Eukaryota, Fungi, Ascomycota, Sordariomycetes, Hypocreales, Bionectriaceae. The record is from the annotation of a GenBank genome assembly.
AUGGAUCAUCAGUACGAGGCAGCACCGACGCCGUCUGUUUCUAAAGCAUGCAGUCGGUGUCGUGCGCGCAAAGUCAAGUGUGAUAUGCUUGUGCCGCAAUGUUCAACUUGCACUAAGCAAAAUGAAGACUGUAACAUCGUCGAUUACGUUUCCUACCCGUAUGCUGAAAUAGAGAAACUUCAAAAUCAAGUUGCGGUACUUCAUGCAAAGCUUGCAGAGGCCGCCUCGACAGCCAGGAUACAGGAUACCGUUACAAGAGGCCCAUCUGUUGAUGGCCCGGCUCCCCAGGAUCCGCAGUAUACCCAGAAUGAGGCAGCAGCAGACGAUGUCUUGAAGGAAGCUGAAGAGGUCGGGAUUCUCGCUGUUGCUGGAUCCAACCAGCAGUCACAAACCACCUAUGCUGGGAGUGCCACCGGUUCAACAUUUGUUCGCAUCUUUUUCAAACAGCUACAUUUCUUGCCGUACACGACUCUGUUUACACUGGAAGCUGGCCUUGAUCCUGUCUCGAUGAGUGCUACAGCUGGUCUGCCGCCAUUCACUAUUGCUAAGUUACUCUGGAACGCCUACAUUGCCCGUAUACAUAUAUGGUGGCCCUUUCUCUCCCUCUAUAGCCUGAGGCAGGCAAUACAACAAAUUUACAAAGACCCCUCUCGAUGCAACGAGUUUCAAAAAUUCACCGUCUUUCUUGUCUUCGCUCUGGGUUCUCGGGAAAGUUUAGAGAAUGAAGAUUACAAGCAAAUGAGAGAUUUGAACUCUCCAAUAGCGUACUUCAAAACUGGCCUCCGGUUCUUUGCACAAUUUGGCGACCAUGAUCGACAAAUAUUUAAUAUUCAGGCAGUGCUGUUGCUGGGCGUGUGGAUGUUACAUUCCAACUCGAGCAGUCACAUCAGUGAUCUCUGGCAAAUGAGCCGUUAUGCCAUGUCUAUGGCAUUAGAGACUGGACUACAUCGCCACAACAAGACCUGGUGCUUCCCACAGGAUGAACUGGAGAUUCGUAAUCGAACGUGGUGGUCUGUGUAUGCGCUGGAGAGGCAGGUUGCCGUUUUUACGGGCCGAGUUCUGUCUGUUCGUGAUCAUGCUGUUCAAGCUCUCAUGGCCUCGCCGUCUAGUAUAGACCAACUUACUGAAUCCGAAGCAAGAGCCGCACCUGUGUUCCGCUCCUCGAAGAUCCUCCCGUUCAAUCUCAUCGUUCAACUGCGCAGGAUUGCUGGCCGUGUACUCGAGUCUAUAUAUAUCGCCCGCGGGCCGGAUGGGAGAUGCCCUACUGCUUCCUUCCAGGAUAUAUGUAACAUGUCCAAAGAGAUUCAUCGUGAGCUGGAAGAAUGGAAGAAGCAUCUGGAUGAUUCGGGAUUAAAAUCCUCCCGAGAACACUCGGAGCUGAAGAUCGAGUACUGCAUUAUUCUGCUCCUUCUCAAUAGACCUUCCCCUACCUUUAUGGUUCCCUCACGAGAGAUGCUUUCGAUUUGCUCCGGGGCGGCUUCUAGCGCAAUUCGACAUUGGCACAAGCUGGCAGUCGAUUACGGCAUCUCUGCGGCAUGUCCAUCCCCACGCCAACUACACUCUAUUUUACUCGUUGGGCUCGCUGCCCUGUAUUGCGACUGGCAAUCUACCAUGGUAACUUCAUCAGUUACUUCGAGUGUGAGCUCACGAGGGUCCAUGGCUCCCCACCGCCAUGGUCAAGAGACAGCCGUUGUUCUUGACCUCCUUGAGAGAGGAAUAAAACUGAUUAAUGAACCUGCACUAUCCAAGUUCCGAGACCUAUUCCAUGCAGCUCGCCUAAAGGUGUAUGGGCCACUAUCGUCUAAAACUCCCCUGGGCGUCGAUUCAGAUGACAGCAACGCCUUUGCUCAGCCGGCGCAAUUUUGGAACCCACCAUCAGACCCCGCGAGCAUGUAUGGAGUACAAAAUCCAAUGGCAGCGAUGGAGGAGGGCCUAGAUGCGUAUAGGAAUGAGGUGACUGAUCUUUUUGAUGCUGGUGUGCUGGACAUCGAUAACAUGUUAUCGAAUUGGUACGACGCUAUUAUGAGUUAG